Messenger RNA from Paramecium pentaurelia, 546 nucleotides. Lineage: Eukaryota; Ciliophora; Oligohymenophorea; Peniculida; Parameciidae. The record is from the annotation of a GenBank genome assembly.
AUGAAAUUCAUACCCUUGACUCAACAUUAUUAAACUGUGGCUUUUAUUUAUGAAAAAUGUGCUGAUAUCUCAAAAUAAAUAGAUGCACUUUCAUAAUAAUUAAAAUUAAAUGUUUAGAUUGAAAAUGAAGAAAAAUAAUAACAAUCAAAGAUUAAUCAAUAGGAAAAGGAAAAUAAUUAAUAAGAAUAAAUCUAAGAGUAAAAUGAAAAUCUCACAAAUGAAAAAUAAGUAAUCAUUAAAAAUCAGAAGAAAAAAUAAUAGAAUAAGAUAACAUCCAAACAGUUUGGAAAAAAAAUAGCAAAAAAUUAGCAAAAAUAAAAGGUUUAUAGGAUUUGCCACCAUUGUGAUUAAUUGUUUGAAACUUUUAAACUGUAUUAAAGACAUCAAUAUUAAUUAUUGUAAAGAAAAAAAAUUAAUUAUAGGAAAUUUAUUAAAUAAUAAAAGAAUACUGUUUAAACUGAGGAAGAGGAAAAAUAUGGAAAUAAAAGGCGUCAAAAACCCAAAAACAGAAUAACAAAUAUUGAUUCAAUCGAAAUUUGUAUUUGA